CCUCCUUCUUACCACUCACAUGUUCACGGUCUAGGCUGAGGGUUCGUGUCUGCAGUUUUAAAAGGAAAGACUGCUGUCAACCGCGGACAAGAGCGCUGGGAGAGACGGCUGGAAGCAGUUGAAGGAGGAGGAGACCGGGUGGUUAUUACCUUUCAUUGAUUUCAGGAGUUUUCUCUCGUCAUUGACGUGUGGCUGAUUUGGAAACGUUUAUAUAUUUGUAUUUACUUAAGAACACUUAAAUCGUGUGAAGGGGGAACAACAACUUCUGCAAAGAAAGAAACAUAAGAUUGACACCGGAGAAAGAGGAAAAUUCAAGCCAACAACCAAAUAUACCCUCUUGCACAAUUGCAGACUUGCAUGCCGAGUGAUUCCAAAGACAUGAAUUCCGUCCCUCAAUGACCGGACGCUGAGCGAUCACCCUCAAAAUCACAUCUCAGAUUUAUAGUUCUUGUGGAGUGUUUGUUUAUUUCGUUUGACUACAUAAAUAUGUUUCUGAGUUUUUGCACUCUGGUGACAUUUGUUUUGGGACUGACCCGGUGUCUGGGCUCCUACGUGCCCUGCGAGCCGUGCGACCAGAAAUCACUCUCGAUGUGUCCCCCGGUGCCCGUUGGUUGUCAGCUGGUGAAGGAGCCGGGUUGCGGCUGCUGCUUGACCUGCGCGCUGUCCGAGGGUCAGGCAUGCGGUGUCUACACCGGCCCGUGCAGUCACGGGCUCCGGUGCUUGCCGCGGAGCGGCGAGGAAAAGCCUCUUCACGCCCUCCUCCAUGGCAAAGGCGUGUGCAUGAACGAGAAAGUAUACAAACCGCUUCAUCCGGCAAAGGAGCGGGAGUCCCAGGAAGAUGCCCGUGUUGUCGAGGUAACAGAGGAUCUGCUUCCGCCAGCUAAAGUGCCACUGUUCCCAAGGGACCACAUCAACAGCAAGAAGGCCCAGGCCAUGCGCAAGGACCGCAAGAGGCAGCAAGCCAAACUCCGCACCAUGAUCUACGCGGACCACCCACCGCUCGCCUUAGACAAACAUCAGCCAGAAUUUGGUCCCUGCAGAAGAAAGCUGGAUGGCAUCAUUCAGAGGAUGAAGGACACAUCCAGAGUCAUGGCCCUCUCCCUCUACCUGCCCAACUGUGACAAGAAGGGCUUCUUCAAACGCAAGCAGUGUAAGCCGUCCCGUGGCCGCAAGCGGGGCAUCUGCUGGUGCGUGGACAAGUACGGUGUGCAGAUGCCAGGGACCGACUACAGUGGAGGAGACAUCCAGUGCCGAGACCUGGAGAGCAGCAGUAGCAACAACAAUGAGUGAGACCGCGUGGGGGUAGGCACUUCCUGUCACAUGACCCCCCCCGAGAAGGCCACAACCACCAAUCAUGUCUCAUCAUAAAUGUGCAGAAACCUUUUGUAAGAAUAUUAGACCGUAUGGCCAGAAUUUGAUUGUCUGCUUAGAGUUUCUUUUUUUUUUCAGUCCUGAGAAUAUAUUAACACACAGGAGUUUCACUGUGUUUUGAACAUACUUAUUCUAAUGGUGAGACUUGUUUAAGACCACCUAAAUCAUGUCCACCGCUAGCCACACUGAAGAUGGGUGCCAGAAGUGAGAAGAAUUCCUUUUUGGCUUUAUUCUGUGUGUGACUUGUAUGUGUCCAUGUUAGUCUUUGUCUAAGCACUUAAAAUGACUUUUUCCAGGUUCAUUUCCUCUUCAUUGUAUCAAAUUUGUUGAAAUGUUCAGUACAAAUACCCAUUAAAUAGUGAAUCUAUCAAACAGAAAUAUCUUCUGGCAACCAAUUGCCUUUGACAAGAAAAGGUGUAGUCAGUUGACUUGCCUUUGUAAGCUAGCUUUUGUAAAAUACUACAGCCUCAGCUUGAAAAGUACUGUUUUGUAUGUGAUGCCAUUGACUAGGGAAGCUCUCAGACCACUAUCAUUGCAGUAUCGACACUUGAGUACUGCCAGACACUUUGGGAAAUUAGUUCCCCCCCCCCCCCCCCAUUUGAUUGUUUGUUUUUUUCUGUUGAAUUAUAGACUCUGCUUGAUCAUUGUAGUAAAAAAUCCUUAGGACUUUUAAUUCAAAGAAUAAUGGUGCUUAAAAAAUCACAAUAUGAACCUGUAAGCUAUGACUUGUGCAAAUCCAGACAAAACUCCCCCCCCUCCCCCUCUUGCACAGAAGAGGUCCUCGUCAUUUGAAUACAAGAUGGUUGUCUUGUACCCACACUCUGGCUUCCUAUGUAAAUCUCAGUGCCUUUCUUCCAUGACAUGAGCGAUUUCAAUACUGAUUUACAUUGAAGCUGCAGAGGUAGACAUACCCACAGAACAUCACCACACCCAACUGCUAUUAGGAAAUGGUUCUUUGGGAUUCGUGUCAAAGGGCCAUAUUCCUGAGGUCCACUGGACAAGUGGAUGACAAUAUCAUGUUUUCUUGAUGCUUUAGAUAUGAGGGCAGCCAAGAGAUUUUUAUUGCGUUGUGCUGAAACUUGGAUCCACGUAGGGUCCAUAGGUCGAAUGCUACACGACGGCACUACUCUGUAUGGCUCUAAGUUUGAUGCAGGUUGGGAAGACACAUGUUCCAUCGCCUUAAUGUCUUCCCUUGAAUAAUGACAACUUUGUGUGGAAGCAAGCAAACAAUCGCUGUUUCAAAAACACACGGUCAUACUGCUUGGGAAUCCCCUCCAAAGCUCUCCCCUGCCAACGCUGAAUCAGUUGAUGAAACUGACGACUCCACUUAAUGUGAAGGAAGUGAGGACACGCCUCAGGCUUUGGGGUACUGUCAUGUCAGAAUGGCAGCCUUUCUCUCGUGGUGGUGUGCUCGUGGCCCCAUUGUUAAUCUUCUGCAUCUUCCACUGCUAAAUAAACCAAACAAUAGUUUGGAAUAGGCUAAACUAAUAGCUCAACUGAAGAUGAUUUAAGUGUCACGGUGACAUCAGGCAACCACCAACUUGCUCGCAAGCAGGACAUAAUACGUUCCUAGCACCAGCAUUCACAUCUAUUCUUACUAUAGGAACUUGUCGCAUAGAUGGAUAGUAAGCAGCCUACGUGUUUUAUAACUUGGAAUUGACCCCAUGACCUUGGUGUUUGUAGCAUCUAGCUAAGCCAAUGUAGCCACAGGAACCCACCACCAGUUGAAGGCAUAGACUGAGUGGCUCUGACAGGGGUCUUCUGGCUGACAGAGAGCUGACAUCACUUUUGAAGCUCCUCCCUACAACAGGACUGCAAUAAUUCACCAGUCCCAGUAGUCACCUGGCGGUUGCUAGCGGUUACAGAGCUUUUCUGGACCGCAGUGGCAGACAACGAUGCAACUCCGGCCGGGUGAGUGUAGGGAGAGAGUGCAGGUAGAGGAGGAAGCAUCAAAAACGUGACCCCCCCCCAUCC
Molecule: messenger RNA, 3345 nt
Organism: Clupea harengus (Atlantic herring)
Lineage: Eukaryota; Metazoa; Chordata; Actinopteri; Clupeiformes; Clupeidae
Gene: igfbp5a
Product: insulin like growth factor binding protein 5a
Biological process (GO): regulation of insulin-like growth factor receptor signaling pathway
Cellular component (GO): extracellular region
Molecular function (GO): insulin-like growth factor I binding; fibronectin binding; insulin-like growth factor II binding
Source: RefSeq, a predicted model, not a curated record